This is a messenger RNA of Theileria equi strain WA, 3300 nucleotides long. RefSeq lists its product as hypothetical. Lineage: Eukaryota; Apicomplexa; Aconoidasida; Piroplasmida; Theileriidae. Bases 1 to 3300 code for a protein of 1099 amino acids. The transcript has a single exon. Gene Ontology annotation, biological process: regulation of DNA-templated transcription. Gene Ontology annotation, cellular component: nucleolus. Gene Ontology annotation, molecular function: transcription factor binding; DNA binding. The record is from RefSeq and is a predicted model, not a curated record.
AUGUCCAAAUUUGACGAGAAGCGUUUUUUGUCCUGCUUUGAGCAGCUAACGGAAUUUGAUGCCGAAAAGCGGAAGGAAUCCAUCAACAAAAUACUCUUAGACAUAGAAACCGGAGAUAAAGCCACAAAGAAUAAAGAAGAUGAGUGGAGAGUUGGCCCAUUAUCCACAAAUAGAGAGUAUAAAUACAAAUAUGCACUUAAGGAUAAUAUUCUACUGCAAUACACCAUUGAUAGGCUUUUGAAAGGUAUAAGAUCCAAAAGGAAGAACUCGAGGAUCGGAUUUACUGUAGCCUUACUCUCCGUUCUUAGGGUACAUAUCGAUAACGUCGAUCCAGGAGCAGUAGCGAAAGCUAUUUUGGAGUAUACCAAUACAAAAGAAUGUGUUCCGUCAGAGGUUAAGGAUGCCCUAUGCGGAAGGCUGUUCGGAAUUGCUAUUUUACAAAGGGUAGGAUACUUUUCUCUGCCUCAGUGCGUAGAGUAUUUGUCUGAAAUUUGUCAAAGCGUAUGGGAAGUUUAUGAUUAUAAGAUAUACUUCCAGGAUGCCGCAUCGAUUCUGCAAUUUCUGAUCGCUAGAGAUGUUUAUACCGCCACAAAGGAUGCUGAAGUAUCACUUAGUCAUGUUAAAGACCGUAUUUCUGAUCUUUUUGAUGAGGCAAAUGUAGAUAAAACACUCAAAGAUGAAGGUGUAUUAUCUUGCCCUUUAAUGAGCUUGUACGCACUUUUGCACAAGUAUAUAUAUAACGGAGAUUCCUCUCUCGCUGUAAUAUCCCAAUCUCCUGCAUCUCAGCAAAAUCUACCGAUAUCCCUUCGCUAUGUUUCAUGUAUACCAAGGUAUCAUCCCGUUGUACCUUCCUUCUUUCACAUUCUUAUUGAGUCUGCGGAUAUUCAGAGGGUUUGUAUUUCCAUAGACACUCUUUUUGAAUCCACGGUACAAAAUGCAUUCACUGCCUUUAGACUCUACGCGGUACUCCUCAGUAAAAUUGGCUACAAGGUUAUUGAGCAUAGCAGGGCAUACAUACAAGCAAUAAUGAAAUAUAAUCAUGCUUCAAGGGAUCACCCACUAAAAAUUAUUGUAUCACAUACUCUGCAUCUACUAUGUGGAAUAUUUAGCAAGGAGGCUUCAAAACAAGAAUAUGCUCUCCAAGAUCACGAAAUAUACGGAUAUAUACAAGCACAAAUGAUUGAUUUUAAACAAAUGUUUGAUCCAGAACAACAUGGGAGAAGAGUUAAUAUGGAUAUUGAUGAUGGAUCCAGAAUAUCUUGUAUAAUGCAUAUAGGUGAAUCUUGUAAUUUUUCAAUGGGCUCUUUUUCCACAUUUCAGAAGGUCAUUGAUACUAUUUUGAGGAACUCGGAUGUAACAAAGGUCUAUCCAUAUUUCAAGGCUGAAUUUUGCACCGUUGAGGCAUCUGAGGCACCUACUGGUGAGAGUAGCAAUUCUAAGGUUUCAUGGAUGUUUGCAGUUCUUCAACUAUGUGUGGCUUCUCACGGAGAUCCCGCUCUUCGCCUCAAAAUGUUAGGGGAUUUCGCAAAGCUAUGUCUAAACUGUACUGCUGAUUUACUUCCAGCGCGCACAAAUUCUGUGAUAACCCAACUAGCAAGGAUUCUAGAAACAUGUUUUAAAACAAAAUCAUUUAAAACUGAAGAAACAGUUCACAAUGUAACAUCAAUAUAUCUAGAAGUUGGAAAAGCUACAGAUAAAACUGGUGAAUUAAUAUUUGAUCGUCUUUACAACAUGUCCGUAAAGAUGGAUAUGACGAAUCUAAGAUUAUGUGUGUUAUCAUUGGCGCUUUUGCUGAAGAUGCGACAUCUGAAAUCUCAACAAAAUGAAGUUAUUGAGGAGUUUGCAGAAGCUCUAUGUGAAGCAGUUCAAGAUUUGGGUGAUGUAAGGUUACAAUCCGCUACACUUUCCGCGAUUAUUACCGAUGAUCACUCACCGGAUUUUGGACUAUUUCACACUAUUGCAAAGGAAAUUUGGAGGCAACUUUCAGGUACUCUAAGUCUAGAUGUACAAAAGAUACUUGUAAAAAACGCAGUUCUGUAUGAUAUUGAUGAGGAUGAAGAUGAUGACACAAGCGAGGAAUCUGAAAGUGAAGAUUCAGAAUCAGAAAAGGAUCAAGAAGAGUCUGAAGACGACGAAAAAAGUGACGAAUCUGAGGAAGAGGAAGAAGACGAUGAUGAAGAUGAAAAGGAUGAAGAACAAGAAGAUGAGGGUGAAGACUCAGAUAUUGAGCUAAAGACGCUUUCUUCUGUAGUUGAUGAACUUUUAACUGUGGAGUCAGGAUAUUCCAAAGUGCGCAUGGAGAGACGCCGUCUUAUGCAAGAGUUAACGCCAGAUUCUCUAAGAAUGAAAAUACGAUAUCUGGAUCUCCUUCAAGCACACUUUGAGGGGAAAUCACACGAUGUUUUCAGCAUGAAGUCUAUGGUCAGGCUUUUGAACUCCUACGUUAAAUCAGUUGUUAUGCAAGAAAAGGAUCUAAAAAAGGGCAUGAAGGAAGUUUUAGUUUCUUAUUCAAACAAGGUAGCAAAACUUAUAAAGGGUGGGCCAAAAACAUCUACUGAAAGUCCAUCUGAUGAACUGCGCCAAUUAAUAAUAGACCUGCAGACAAACAUUAUAAAAACGCUGCAAACAACUAGGAAGGUGCUUGAUGUUACACUUGACACAUUUAUUCACCUGUGUAGAAUGGAGAAAGCUAUAUUUGGUGACACCCUAUCUUCUACGUCUGUGAUUUACAUGGGACUUUUAUCCUCUGUCUUUACAAAAAAAUGCAAAAUUGGUACAAGAUUCUUUGUCACACUUUCAAGGCGUCUUCCGUCAGUAUUUGAGGGCAUUGAUCUACUUAAGAUCACUUCAGAAUGUCGCGUAGACUUUGUACAAUCAGAGGUUCUCCAAAUCGCUGAAAAAACACUGGAGUAUGUUUCAGGAGACGCUCUAAAGAAACACAUGGAAACCUACAAUCUAGAUAGCGAAUUCUCCGGUGUUGAUGUUGAGGCAUUUUCAUCUCCAGGAAAGACAACCGAACGGUUCAUUCAUCUUCUUGAUAUCUUGUCCACAAAAGCUAGUGAGGAAAGCAAGAAUGGAAAAUCUAAUGAAAGAGGUUUAUCACUUCAAUUGAUCAAGAGCCUAGCAAGAGUGGCGGUUUUAGUUGUUAAACGCAUAUCGACUUCCAAGAAUCCAAAGCUCUUGGGUAAUUUGAAGGAAAAAAUCCAGAAUCUUACAAAAGCAGUAGAAUCUUCUGAUCCAAAGCGCAGAAAGCUUGUGCAGCCAUUCAAUGCAGUUAUAAAGGAAAUCAAUAAACUGUAA